Molecule: messenger RNA, 1417 nt
Organism: Aedes aegypti (yellow fever mosquito)
Lineage: Eukaryota; Metazoa; Arthropoda; Insecta; Diptera; Culicidae
Product: tetraspanin-11-like
Exons: 3
Coding region: 16-726 (236 amino acids)
Cellular component (GO): membrane
Source: RefSeq, a predicted model, not a curated record
CACGAAACCGUCAUCAUGGGACUGGGCGGCAGAAUGGACUGCUGCGGGCAGUGUGUCAAGUAUAGCAUGUUCGUCUCCAAUUUCAUCAUUUUCGUAAAUUGGUGUGCCAUCGUUUUCGGACUCGGUGUGUGGACCGUAGUGGAUAAGAACUUUAUCAAUGAGCUGCUCGGAACGAAUUUGUUUUCCGGGGCGGUCUAUGUGCUGAUUGCGACAUCGGCGCUGGUGUGUUUGCUGUCCUUUUUCGGGUGCAUUGGCGCGGCGAAGGAGUACAAAUGCAUGCUAUUGACGUAUUUCAUUUUGAUUUUCCUUAUUUUCGUGACGAUGCUCAUCGGAGGCAUCCUGGGUUACGUGUUCCGCGAAAAGGUGUCCCAAACCAUGCAGCAGGAAAUGCACUCGUCGAUGACGUUCUACGGCGCCUACGGAAAGCGCUCGAUCACCCAGGCUUGGGACAUGACCCAGGAGAGGCUCAAGUGCUGCGGUGUUAAACACUACAACGACUGGCGCGGUUCGAUCCCACAGUCUUGCUGUCAGAAGACCUUCACGGACUACAAACCCUGCCAGGACCAUCCGACGCCGGAGAACAUCUACAUCCAGGGCUGCCUGGACAUCACGUCCAAUCUGAUACGGGACAACGCGGCGUUCAUUGGAGCGUCCGGAAUCAUCGUGGCCAUCCUGCUCAUAUUCGGCAUGAUCUUCUCGUGCUCACUGUUCCGGAUGAUCGAAUAGCGCGGCAUUGCUUACUUCAUUCGACCAUAACUUGUCAUAAAAUUUUACCACUUGAUCGCCUGUUGUUGUUCUGAACUAUUUGAUUAUCUACCUGAGAGAGCAAAACAAAAGUACAAUAUGAAGGGGCGCUUACUUUUUAUUUCGCACAAUCCAAGAAGCAAAUUACCACAGGUCAUUGGAUCUUGAUUGAGCCAUCAACUAGAUUUGAAUUUGGACAUAGUGUUCAAAGUUUGGCGAUCGUCAAGAUCUCUUAUCAUCGUGGUCUACGAUAAUAUCCGCUGCUCAUAAUUGUAAAAAAAUAUAAUUAUUAAAUUUUUAUUUUCCAAAAUUCAAAUUCAACUCGUACGGAAUCUCUACAUUCGCAUGUGUAAAUAGUAAAACAAGCGACGCUACAGUGCAUUUAAGGCGCGAAAUCGCUAUCGAAAUUCAUAAGCAGUCAACACAAACACACAAAAUCUUAAUAAUUAACUUAAUGAAACCUAGAACGUAAGUCGAUAGAAACUAUUGAUCUGAUAAAGGCGAAAGGCAUCGCCAAAUGAAACCGAUCCCUCGGGACGCGCAACCGAUGAUAUUCAUUCCAUCCAUUAUCUGUCAAUCAAACUUAUUCGUCUAUGCACAAUAGAUCUGAACGUCUGUGUCAUUGUAAAAGCUAAUUCUUAAUGAUAAUGAAUAAAGAUUUAAGGACAUUUUA